GUCGUCACUCGUUGCGUUUAACUCGAUCGAUCCGAGAUCAAACGUCCGUGCCAGCGUUCAAAUCUCUUCAUCAUUUUAGCCGAAGGAAGCAAUGUUUCCCUGGAUAUUUUUUGGCUUGGUUUCGCUGGUCUCCUGCCAGCUGGAUUUACCACCUCUAAACGACAACGGGCAGAAUAAUCUCGGUAGACAAUACCCACCAACGGAUACGCAGUUGCAGGACAUCCUAGCCAGAUUGGACUUCCUCGGCACCGAAAGAUGUAGCGCUAACGUACAAGCGCAAUGGGCCUACGAAACGGACGUGAACGAGUACACACAGCUGCAGGCGCUGGAAGCGCAGAGGAUAUACGCAGAUUUUCACAACCAAGCGUGGUACCUAAUUUCAAGGAUCGAUACGAACAAUAUUAGGGAUCCUGUGAUUAGGCGACGGCUCAGGUUUCUGUCCGUCGUUGGUCCCUCCGCUCUUCCUCCGGAUCAGUUAGACAGGUAUAAUCGUGUGAUCAACGACAUGCUGGCGGUGUUCAACGAGGCUAGCAUUUGCGCGUACAACGAUCCCUUCCGGUGCGGGCUGCGGCUCUAUCCAGACAUAUCGCAGAUCAUGGCGAGAAGUCGAAACUGGGAUGAACUGCAGUACGUUUGGACAGAGUGGAGGCGGAGGAGCGGUAUGAGGAUCAAGGACCUCUACCAACAGCUCGUUUCGUUGAACAACGAGGCUGCUAGACUGAACAACUUCACUGACGCAGCUGAGUAUUGGAUGUUCCCAUACGAGUCACCGAACUUGCAGCAGGACAUCGAUGAAGUUUGGGAGAUGAUACGUCCACUUUAUGAGGAAUUGCAUGCUUACGUUAGAAGGAAAAUGAGGGAUCUGUAUGGACCUGAAAAAAUCGGUGUCCACGCUCCACUCCCUGCUCAUAUUCUCGGGAACAUUUGGGCACAAUCCUGGACCAAUAUAAUCGACGUAACGAUACCAUACCCGGGAAAGAAUUACCUAGACGUGACGCAGGAAAUGCAAGCGCAGGGUUACACACCCAUCGAGAUGUUCAGAAUCGCAGAGGAAUUUUACCUGUCCUUAAACUUGAGCGCGAUGCCGCCAGAAUUUUGGGCAGGAAGCAUAAUAGCGGAUCCAGGCGAUCGACAGUUGAUCUGUCAAGCUUCCGCUUGGGACUUUUGCAAUCGUUUAGACUACAGAAUUAAAAUGUGCACCAAAGUCACGAUGAAGGACUUGAUCACGGUGCAUCAUGAGAUGGCUCACAUCCAAUACUUCUUACGAUACAGCGGCCUGCCGCGAGAAUUCAGGGACGGUGCCAAUCCAGGGUUUCACGAAGCAGUGGGUGAGGCCGUGGCACUGAGCGUCGGCACCCCUCGGCAUCUGCAAAUUCUCGGUUUGGGCAGCAAGUACAUCGACGAGUCCACUGCAGACAUCAAUUACCUGUUCUCCCUGGCGAUGGACAAAUUAGUGAUGCUGCCGUUCAGCAUCGUGAUGGACAGAUGGCGAUGGGACGUUUCCCGUGGUUACGUGAACCGAGAAGAUUACAAUUGCCACUGGCAUCGAUUGAUGGAACAGUACACUGGCACCAAGCCGCCGGUUUUGAGAUCCGAGGAUGAUUUCGAUCCUGGAGCGAAGUACCAUAUACCUGCCAACAUCCCCUACAUUCGAAAUUUCGUGGCCGGCGUGCUUCAGUUUCAACUGUAUCGCGCGUUAUGCGAAGCAGCUGGACAGAGGAGCCUCGACGAUCCCAGGAGGCCGUUGCAUAGAUGCGACUUCUACAGGAGUCCUCGAGCUGGCGCAAUUCUAGGAAAAAUAAUGGAGAGGGGAUCGUCGCUACCGUGGCAAGAGACUCUUCGAGAAGCCAUCGGCGAGGACAGAUUGGACGCAUCCGCUCUGCGCGAGUACUUCAGGCCUCUCGAAGACUGGCUGAGAACGGAGAACCUGAGGACCGGUGACGUCGUCGGUUGGUCUUACGAUGGAGAUUACUGCAAGCGGAGCAUCGAGACUGCCGGCCUGCAAGUCUACGGAAGCGGAUUCUACAACGACGCCUCGUCGACGUGUGCGACGCUACUUUUGCCAGGAAUCAUGGCGAUCUUGACGAUCUCCAUUUUUCGUUAAUAAAUGCAGUUUGGAAGUGUUUCCCUUCUCCCAAGGGUUCGAGCGAUCGUUCCUCGAUCAAAAUCAGAGCUGCCAGAAACCAAAUAAACGACCAAACGUUUAGUUUAAUCCAGUCCGUAACAAGACAUGAGAGAACGAGAUACAGAAUUUCACGAUUUCUUCUAAAAUGAAGAGCAUUUUAUUGAGAAUUGCGAUUAAGCCUGAUAUCAUCUUUCAAAUGGAUGAGAUCGAACGAGACCAUUCUUGUUACUGACUCAAUUUCAGGUACAGACGAACGGUGCUUGGAGUUACUAUUGUUAAGUUAAGUAAUUACUAAUUAAACGCAGUGCAGUUAAUCUCGCGUAGUAAGCUCUAUCGGUGCCCUCGCACGUUGAAAAACGGGUCGACCCGGGUUUAAUAAAGACAGAGAGAUUUACGUUUCUCCUCUGUUAAACGGUGCCAGCGGUAUUAUUCUUUGAAACUCGCACCAGUGUAUAUACGUAGUUUGAAAUAUAGCCACAGACCCAGUUAAUUAUUUUCGAACACGUGACAAGUCGUCUCGUGUUAUCACGUCGGAAGACCGUCCUAUAAUUUGUUUACUAGUUGAGAAAAUCUUUGAUACAUUUGGUUGUACGAAUAAUUACAUAAAAAAUUUCGAG
Messenger RNA from Ceratina calcarata, 2742 nucleotides. It is a transcript of the gene Ance-3, whose product is annotated as angiotensin-converting enzyme Ance-3. The coding region runs from base 92 to 2104 and encodes 670 amino acids. Gene Ontology annotation, biological process: proteolysis. The transcript is spliced from 13 exons. The record is from RefSeq and is a predicted model, not a curated record. Gene Ontology annotation, molecular function: metallopeptidase activity; peptidyl-dipeptidase activity. Gene Ontology annotation, cellular component: plasma membrane. NCBI's taxonomy places the organism in Eukaryota, Metazoa, Arthropoda, Insecta, Hymenoptera, Apidae.